This is a messenger RNA of Spodoptera exigua (beet armyworm), 3228 nucleotides long. Lineage: Eukaryota; Metazoa; Arthropoda; Insecta; Lepidoptera; Noctuidae. The record is from the annotation of a GenBank genome assembly.
AUAAACGUGAAACGCUGUGGUGAGGUGAACUGUUAAAACGGCACAGAGCCACAACACAAUCGAAGAUUAAAUAAAUUAAAAUGGAAUUCUAACAAAUAGGUUCCACCGAUACUUAUUUUAGGUGAUACCAAAAUAAAAUACAAAUGUUCGUUGCACAUUUCAGGAUUUACAGGAUCUCUUAUUAAAGAAAGUUUUGUAGGCGAAAUAUUUUUUCUAUCUUACUGGCAUGAUGUAAAUAGUGCAGUGUAUAAAUUGACUCGUAAUGAUUUGGCCUUACUUUAGAAGUACAUUUUCUCCUCUAACCUCUGUAAUCGUGUUAUAAACCCUAAAUAUAAAUAAAUACUAAGUGCUCAUAAAGAACAAUGUAGAAAUAAUAAUAUAUGUGUAUAACUUUGACUAGAGAAUAAUAUAAGUGUUAUCAAGGUGUUGCUGAAUUUAUUGUGUUAUAAGACCUGUUAUCACUAAGCAGUCAUAAUGUCAUCAUUAGGAACAUUACCCGUGAUUUUGAUCAGCUGUUUAGACAAGACUGUUGCUAAGUCUCUUGUUUCAGAACUAAUAGACAAUGAUGUAACAAGCACAUACAUCCAAGAUGGGCAUUCUGAUGAUCGUGUAUGGAAGCUGGUUAAUAAAUAUUAUACAGCAAAUGUGAGACUUCACAUAUUGAUAGAUGAUGGACAGCUCAGUGUCAGUCCUGAGAGCAUAGAGGCACACAUCAUACACCUCACCGAGGAGGAGUUAGAGGACGACAGCGCGUGGUGCCGGAGAGCGGCGAGCGGCGGCGGAGCGUGGCGCCGCGCCGCAGUGCGGCUCGUGGUGGCGGACUGCGAAGCGGAGCCCGGCGGCGCGCUGCCCGCCUGGAGCGCCGCGCAGCGCGCCGAGCUGCUGGCGUGGCGCGGUGCGCCGCCAGACGCGGGCGUGGAGCGUGCGCGGGACGCGCUGCAUGCGCACGUGUGGCCCGGACUGCAGCGAGAAGGCCGCGCUUCCUGUCUACCCCCAUUGCUAUCAUCAGAGUCAUGGUCGAGCUCAGGCGGAUCGGACGAGUCGGACUCUGAAGCCGAGGAGCUGCGUGCCGUGGAGCAAGCCGAGGCGUUCGCGGCGGCGCUGGGGUCGCUGGGGGCGGCGGCGGCCGCGCGGCCCGCGCCGGGCUCCAUGGCCGGCCCGGACCGCCUCGACCACGCCGAGGCGCUGGUGCAAGCCUUCUGCCGCGCACUCGGCUACGACAUGGACUCUUGCUGAACUGAACUCGUCUUACUCUAUCAUCCUUUUUACCGUCUCAUUGGUUGCACAUAGGCAUUGACAUAGCUAUGUAUGUACAUAUUAUAAUAUAUUUUAUAUUAUCUGAUCUCGUCUUUUAACUUUAGUUAUAUCAAUCAUUCAUCUAUGUUUAUGAAUAAAACUAGGAACAUUUUAUAUAGUAAUAGUAGCCAUGUAUGGUAGGCACUUAUAUGGUUGUGGCCUAGGAAAAGAUCAGUAUUGAGUAUAAAAAGUGCUUAGGAUCAUAAAUAAACAACAAUACCAAGUGCUUAAAUAAUAAUAAUAUAAUAAUAUAAAUUAUCUGAAAUGCAACAAAUGUAACAUGUAUAAUAAUACUAUAUCUCUCGAACGCAUCGCUCGCGACGGAUGUACUAACAACUAUUAAGGCCCAUAAACACGAAGAAGAUUCAUCUCAAUCGUGCGUAAAAUUAGAUAACAUUACAACGCACGCGCGUUUGUCGUUGUCUUUAGUCAUUAUUAUGCAACCUUGGUAAUUCAAUACAACUAUAUUAAAUUAAAAAUAUGCUAUGGUUAGUAAAUCACAGUGUACUAAAUUAACUUACGAUAUGUAGCUGUCAGUGUAAAAAGCUACGCUUUUACACAAAUAUUUGCGUGUCUUAACAAAGUAAGUCUUUGUUAAAAAAUAUUAAGGCAAAGCUCACAACGCACGUAGUGUGCGUAGAGUGACGUCAGGCCGGGGCUAGCCCCGGGCGUGCCGCCUGGCUCGGGGGGCCGAGGCUAGCCCCGCGCGGGCCGUCUGGGUCGGGGGCCGGGGCUAGCCCCGCGCGGGCCGUCAGCAGUCGGGGGCCGCAUGCAGCAGCUCGCGGCGCCGCAGCAGGCCCGCGAAGUACUGCGCCGCCAGCCGCGCGAUGUACUGGUCCCGCGCGCCCCGCGCCGGCCACCAGCCCUCCAGGAAACCUAUGUGUCCGCCGCGCGCCGUCACCAGCAGCGCCACGCUGCGCGCCGCCUCCGCCUCGGCCACGGGGAUGGCGCCCAGCGGCUGGAACGGGUCGUCCGCCGCGCACAGGCACAGCAGUGGCACCCGCACCGCCGACAGCUUGUCGCGCAGCGUGGCGGCGCGGUAGUACGCGUCCACCGAACCAAAACCGAAGUGCUGUGUCGUGAAAGCCGCGUCGAACUCUCGCACGGAGCGUGCGCGCUCUACCCCGCUCCAGUCGCAAGGCGCAGCACGCAGGCGUUCGUGCGCGCGAAGUGUACGGCGCAAGUUGCGCGCCAUGUGGUAAGACAGCAGCGCAUUCAGGGGGGCCCGCUCCAUGCACUCCGAUCCCUUCUCUACGUCCAGCGGGGAAGAAACCGCCAGCGCCGCGUGGACGCCGGCGCGCUCGCCGUGCUCCGCUAGGUAGUGGCCAAGGAUAAGGCCGCCGAGUGACACGCCCGCCGCCAGCAGAGGCACGUCGCCGGCCGCCGAGCGCACGGAGCGCACCACCUCGGCCAGAUCGGAGUGGCUGACGGCGCAGUACAGGCGGGGCGUAGUCAACGGUAGCCCGCCGAGGCCGCGGUUGUUGAAGACGACGCAGUGCGCCCGCAGCGCGGAGGCGGCGGCGGCCAGGCAGCGUACGUAGUCUGCAUCGGCGCUGCCCGUGAGCCCCGGCAGUACUAGAAGUACGGCGCGCGCGGGCUCCGCCUCGUACCGAACCCAGUCCAGGGCCACCUGCCCGCCAUCAGACAACUGCAGCACCUCUCUGCAAUACAACAUGUCUUGUAUAGCUAUACUAUAGCUAGUCAAGUUCAAGUGACAGUGCCAAUACCUAUGUCUAUGUUAAAAGUUGAAAAAAGUUAAAAACCAAUACCGGUGAUACUUCACAGGCGGCAAGAGACGAGAACGCAGUAAAGACCCCAGAACAGUCUGCAACCGUGACUCAACACACCAUGGUGUUGGCCAAUAGUGCUCACUCAAUAGUGGCACAUUCUCUUCUAGGAACUGACGAAAAUCUCCUUCUCGGCAUAUCAAUA